Messenger RNA from Amyelois transitella, 1673 nucleotides. Its product is annotated as protein PBDC1. Bases 157 to 645 code for a protein of 162 amino acids. The transcript is spliced from 3 exons. NCBI's taxonomy places the organism in Eukaryota, Metazoa, Arthropoda, Insecta, Lepidoptera, Pyralidae. The record is from RefSeq and is a predicted model, not a curated record. Gene Ontology annotation, cellular component: cytoplasm.
UUCGUCAGUCGAGGACAGUUGGCAACACAGUGGCAGACUGAAGAAAUCGCACGUGUUUUUGUGUGCGUGCGUGCAUUUUUGUAUUGUUAUUUUUAGCUUGUAGUAACGCCGGAUUUUCAAGAAAGAAAUAAAUAAAUCGAUAGAAAUAACUUUGCAAUGGAUGUGCUGUCGAGACCGGCUGACGAAUUUGGCAAUGAUGAGACCUUGGAGCAUAUGUGGGCAGCUAGAGCUAUGGAACACAGCGAUAUCUACUUUAAUAUGCUCUGUUCCGUUGACACCAGGUGGUUGCGGCUGACUCCUCACGACGACCUCAUUUAUACUCACUUCAGGCAAGAUUUCCCAGACCUAGAUGUUAAAUAUAUCAAAGAGAAUGAAAUUAAAAACAGUACGAACAAGGCACGCUGGAGAUUAUUCUGCGAGAAGUUCAAAAUGACUGUAGAAGAUUACAGCUUUGGUACACUAUUGAGAGCAGACACUAAUGGUGAUUACUCUGAAGAAAAUACGAUCUUAGUGCCAAGAGUUCAAUUUUAUGCUAUAGAAAUAGCAAGAAAUAGGGAAGGCUUAAACAAUGAAGUAAAGAAACGAUACAAAUGUGCGUCCAAGUCAAAUCUACAGGCGGAACACAAAACUGAAGUUGCGGUUUAAAGUUUUGGAGCCAAAGAGCAAAGGAUCCUGCCAAUAAUUUAGUAUUUAUUGAUAUUUCAUAAAUCAAAUAGCCAUAGUUUGAUUAUUUGGGACAAUGAUAAGCUGAAAUGGCGCUAUAAGUGCUAAUAAGGAAGUUAGACCCUUCAACACAACAGAAUAGCGAGAACAAAAUAGUAACAGUAGUUGCACCUGGUCAAUAAACUGAUGUGGAAUAUUGACUAUUUCUAAAGAUUGAUGCACUAUUUCAUAUUAAUAUGCCUAAUUAUAUUCAGAUGUUUUUACAAAUCUAAUAACUACAUGUUUUGAGCGAGGAACAAACUCAUUUCACAGCUUUGCAAACAUUUUUAUACUGUUGAAUGUACCAUAAUAUAUUUUUAGCUGUUUGUGUAUACAAUAUUCCUAUAACUAGUGGUUAAACCUAUAUUAUAAUAAUAAUCAAAUAAUGAGACUGAUCAUUUUAUAUAGAUGUCUCUGUGCAGAUUAAUUUGACGUUUUCUGGUGAAACAACUAGCCAUGAUUCUUAACACACACAUCAGUCUGGAAAAGUGUACUGAAUAUCUGAUUGCCAGCUUUGAAACUUUCGCUCCAUCCACUCAAAAAAUGUCAUGAACAAGUAAGGCUGAUUUCAGAGUCACGCGAUUAAUCAGUGCCGGCUACACACGCGGUGUAUUUUGCAUUAGAUAGUAGCCUUGUUUCAUAGUAACGCAGCUCAAAAGCCGGUCCUAAGACGCGCUGCCAAAGUGUCAAAGUACGUUGCAACGAAACGCGAUAGGCGCUACCCGUUUCACAGCGCGCCUCUGGUAGAACGCGCUACUCAACGGCGCGUCUUGCCGGCGUCACUCUUAAACCAGCCUGAAUAAAAUUGUAAAACAAAAGUAGGUAGCAAUGUAUCUACAUAAGUAAUUUUUUUUGGAGUUACGCCGACAGAUGAAGUUCGCAUGCUUAAUCUUAGUUGAUAAGUAAUGAAAAUGAAUGAGGUGCUCAAUUUCUCAUACAUUUUUUUACAUGAAUAAAUUUAAAUAUCUAAA